AAAAACUCCUGGUGAAGCAACUGAGAUCCACGUGACUCACUAUUAUAAAGAUAGCUUUUAUUAAAGAGGAGAGUAAAGACGUGAAGAUUGAAGAAACAUUCAGUCUGAAACAAGAAGAUACUGAGGAUCAAACAAAGAUGGCUUUUAUUAAAGAGGAGAGUGAAGACUUGAAGAUUGAAGAAACAUUCAGUGUGAAACAUGAAGAAACUGAGGAACAAACAGACCUGAUGGCGCUGAAAGAGGAGAGUCAAGUGCUGAAUGAAAUAGAAGAGAAAGAUCAAUAUGAGAAUCAUCAUGAUUUCACAACUGAAGAAAAAUCUUUUAGCUGCUCACAGACUGAAAAGCCUUCAUCACAAGAAAAAGCUCAAAAGACAGAAAAUAAAAGUUAUUUCACCUGCCACCUGUGUGGAAACAGAUUCACUCAAAAUGGAAGCCUUAACAGGCACAUGAGGAUUCACAAUAAAGAGAAGCCUUACACCUGCCAACAGUGUGGAAAGAGUUUUUAUCAACAUAAAAACCUUGAAGUCCACAUGGUAGUUCACAGGGGAAAGAAGCCGUACACCUGCCCACAUUGUAGAAAGCGAUUCAACCGAAAAGGAAAUCUUAAUAACCACAUGAGAAUUCACGCUGGAGAGAAGCCUUACACAUGCAAACAAUGUGGUAAGAGUUUUGAUCAACAUGAAGACCUUAAAGUCCACAUGAGAUCUCACACUGGAGAGAAACCCUACAAAUGCCCUCAGAGUGGAAAGAGUUUCAGUCAACAUGGAAACAUUGAAGUCCACAUGAGAGUUCACACUGGAGAGAAACCCUACACAUGCUCUCAGUGUGGUAAGAGUUUCAACCGAAAAGGAAACCUUAACAUGCACAUGGUAGUUCACACUGGCGAGAGCCCUUACACCUGCCAACAGUGUGGUAAGAGUUUCAACCGAAAAGGAAACCUUAACAUGCACAUGGUAGUUCACACUGGCGAGAGCCCUUACAGCUGCCAACAGUGUGGUAAGCGUUUCAAACGAAAAGGAAACCUUAACAUCCACAUGAGAGUUCACACUGCAAAGAGCCCUUACACCUGCAAACAACGUGGAAAGAGUUUUGAUCAACAUGGAAACCUUAAAGUCCACAUGAGAUCUCACUCUGGAGAGAAACCCUACACAUGCCCUUAGUGUGGAAAGAGUUUCAGUCAACAUGGAAACCUUGAAGUCCACAUGAGAGUUCACACUGGAGAAAGCCCUUACACCUGCCAACAGUGUGGAAUAAGUUUCACUGUAAAAGGAAACCUUAAAAG
This is a messenger RNA of Rhinichthys klamathensis goyatoka, 1282 nucleotides long. Its product is annotated as zinc finger protein 239-like. NCBI's taxonomy places the organism in Eukaryota, Metazoa, Chordata, Actinopteri, Cypriniformes, Leuciscidae. The transcript is spliced from 2 exons. The coding region runs from base 138 to 1160 and encodes 340 amino acids. Gene Ontology annotation, molecular function: DNA-binding transcription factor activity, RNA polymerase II-specific; RNA polymerase II cis-regulatory region sequence-specific DNA binding. The record is from RefSeq and is a predicted model, not a curated record. Gene Ontology annotation, biological process: regulation of transcription by RNA polymerase II. Gene Ontology annotation, cellular component: PcG protein complex; transcription regulator complex.